Metopolophium dirhodum (rose-grain aphid) is the source of this 1304-nucleotide messenger RNA. RefSeq names its product neuronal membrane glycoprotein M6-a-like. The transcript has 7 exons. Gene Ontology annotation, biological process: neuron projection development. The record is from RefSeq and is a predicted model, not a curated record. Lineage: Eukaryota; Metazoa; Arthropoda; Insecta; Hemiptera; Aphididae. The coding region runs from base 173 to 1030 and encodes 285 amino acids. Gene Ontology annotation, cellular component: plasma membrane.
GUUUAUUUGAUACUUACCUUUUGUGUCUCUUACCCUCGUUCCAUUUUUUAAGUUUAGUUAUAAUUAUUAAUUACAUUCCAAAUUGUUCCAUAUUCAACAAUAUAAUCUUUGUUCAGUAUCAGUUUUGUUUAAUUGACCAUUUCAAACUAAGUAUAGUUUCCAAAAACCUGAAAUGGAGAUGCCUUUGCAAAGUUCCCAUUAUAACCCUUCUAGGGAAACUCUUGGACGCUAUUCUGAAUAUUUGUUACAUUCUAGUUACAAGAUACGAGCUGGUGAUGCAGCAUCUACCAAUUCAGUGGCAUGUACAACAAGAAUACCAUAUGCUACUUUAAUAGCUGCUCUUUUAUGUUGUACUGGUAUUGGAGUAUUUUGUUGUACAAUGUAUCGUGGUGUAACCCUUAGUGCAUUGAUGUUGGAUCAAGUGUUUCAUCUCUAUAUUGGCUGGCUUGAAACUGUAAAAACCGUUUUAGUUUUGAUAGCUGCAGGAAUGGGAGCUCUAACAUUAAUGAUUAUAUUUGUUGGAUUUCUGGCUACAGGAGCAACACGCCGUCGUAUUUAUAAGGCAUGGAGAAAUAGAGUUGGUGGUCGUAUAUCUUGUGCAGUUUUUAUGGGUAUUAUUUACGUACUUAAAUUUUUUUGGAUUUUUGUAUUUGGUUUACUAAUAGUUUCGACAUUUAUAUUGACCGUUUUUUGGAAAAUGUGUGUAAGCACCCAAGUUCAAGAUUAUCAUCAAUGCAUUGACUUAACACAAUUUAAUUUCUUAUUUCCACAAUCUACUCGUAUUGAAUAUUUAAAGAUAUGUGAAAUUCGAGAAAUAAAGUUCUUCUGCAGAGAUUUUGUUGAAAAAUCAGAAUUUAUGUUUAUGAUGGCAACUUUUGGAGUAAUUUUGAUAUUAAUAAGUCUGGUUCAUUAUCUGAUGUGUUUAUCUGCUAAUUAUGCUCAUAUCAGAGAUCAUGAAAAAUUUGAAGAACUUCAAGAAUUACAACUUUUGCAAGACACUGAUUUUGCUACUUCAAAAGAAAGAUUUUAAACAUUAAUUGACUAAUUGAAUAAGUAAAUUAAACUAAUCGCUUAAAUCAUUCCACAAUUUUUAAAAUAUGUGCUACAUUACAGGGUUUCUAAAUAUUGAUCUACCGUCCAGUUAAUCAUUCAUAGUUUUUAUAUAUUUUAUUAUGUACGCUUAGGGUUGUAUCUCAGACGAUGGCAAUAUUUUACUUUAUAAUUAUUAUAAAGAAUUUUUAUUUUGAUUACUUAUAUAUAAUUUUAGAAGUAUAUAUUUUUAGUUAUAAAGUUUUUUAAUUUGA